AUGUGUAGGAGGAUUUGUUGCACGGAGAAGAGAGGCGAUGAGCUUCAGCGCUUCAGCACGAGCGAGUCAGAGUCGACCGGAUGGUCAAGUUGCUGGAGAGUGUCGUCUUUCCAGCUAAGGGGUUUCAUUGCAAGAGCCGAGAUAACGUGGCUGAACGCCCUACACUCGAGGUCCUGCAUUUUCAUCUCCUCGCGAUCCCUCACACCGAUUCGCUCUUACAGACGUAAUCAAGGAUGUCGGAGCUUGAACUCUACUAAGUAG
Peniophora sp. CBMAI 1063 is the source of this 261-nucleotide messenger RNA. NCBI's taxonomy places the organism in Eukaryota, Fungi, Basidiomycota, Agaricomycetes, Russulales, Peniophoraceae. The record is from the annotation of a GenBank genome assembly.